AGACUUCUUUUAUUAUUACUGUAUUGAUAGUAAAGUUCUUUUAGACAAGUCAGUAUUCAUUACAUAUUGGUUAGUAAUAAAUAAAUGAUCUUUACACUUUGAGAUUAUUAAAACAAAAUAUGUGACUGAACAUUAAAUCACUUAAAACAAACGGAACUUAUUAUUUUAUAGUAAGGAGAUAAUUGAAUAUAAACAAAUAAAGAAUUCUAACAGAAAUAGACGGUUAUUCCUUGAACUGUUCUAUAACGAUGGAUACUUCAACAAAUGAAAUGAUCAAUAUACUGAAAUAUGAUCAUUUAUUGAUUAUAUCAACAUAUACAAGAACAGUAUUGAUACUUGUUGCGGUACUAAUAGGAGUUAUGUUACUUGUCAUAGUCAUAUCAUGGCAAUUGUAAGCAACUUGUUGAAUAAUAAUAUCAAUCUUUCAGAACACUAUUAAUGACAACGUUCGCUACAUACUACUCCAUUUUUGUCGAUAUACUGCUAGUUAUCGCUUCGGCAAUAGCAUUGUUGAUUGCUUUUGUUAAGAAGAUAUAUGAGAAAUAUCCAUUGAAUGUCGGCCUUGCAAUAAUUUAUUCAAUAUGCGUUGCUACAGCGAUUGGGCUUUGGAAUCUCGACGUAGCUAUUACUAUUCAGCUUGUUGCUUGUGUACUUGAUUUGACAAUCUUUACAUCCGCUUUAUUAAUUGGGGCAUUAAUUGAAACAAGUUUAAUGGAUUCUUUCAAAGUUCUAUUGAUAAUCCUUUCAGUUAUUUCAGCUAUAAUCAUUUCAGCUAUGGUUAUCGUCUAUUUGUUUCAACAAAAUGUAAAGGUAGUGAUAUUUCUGUUCAUAUGUACAGAAAUAUUACUAUUUAUUAUGACAAUAUUUUACAGUCAUUUCACCGUUGGAAAAUCACGAUAUCGAUUAUUUUAUCCAAAUUAUACUUUGGCAGCAUUAUUAUUAUAUAUUAUGUUUUCAACAGCUUUACCAAUCACUGAUGAUCUGGUUUAUACCAUGAGGAAUAAUUGGAAUGUAACAAAUUCAACUGGAUUUUCACUUUAUAAUGAUACAACCUUAUAGUUUCACUUCAUUACAGACUAUAAAACUUGGUUCCAUAUUGAAUGUCUUAAAUAUAUGAUAAUACAUAUUAUUCAAGUGAAGCUAUUGUAUAAGACCAAAGACUUUGAGAAUAAAGAUGAAGAUAUAAUUUGU
Molecule: messenger RNA, 1191 nt
Organism: Schistosoma haematobium
Lineage: Eukaryota; Metazoa; Platyhelminthes; Trematoda; Strigeidida; Schistosomatidae
Exons: 7
Coding region: 439-1059 (206 amino acids)
Source: RefSeq, a predicted model, not a curated record